Molecule: messenger RNA, 1927 nt
Organism: Folsomia candida
Lineage: Eukaryota; Metazoa; Arthropoda; Collembola; Entomobryomorpha; Isotomidae
Product: tubulin alpha-1 chain
Exons: 5
Coding region: 325-1674 (449 amino acids)
Biological process (GO): microtubule cytoskeleton organization; mitotic cell cycle
Cellular component (GO): cytoplasm; microtubule
Molecular function (GO): GTP binding; structural constituent of cytoskeleton
Source: RefSeq, a predicted model, not a curated record
AUAAGUAAAUUCGAGGUGUGUGUUUAUUGGGUAGAAUGGCGUGACAAAACGGUCUAUUGCUUUUUCCUCACAUUUGCAACAUGCUGGGGUGAUGUGGUUGUAGUCAAGUCAGUAAGAGCAGCGUCCUUUCCCUUUCUACUCUGCCUUCUUUUAUGCCGUAAAUAUUUGAUUCGACCUUCAUUCACUUCCUGCCCUUUGUCGAGCUCGGGACUCAGCUUAUCGUUGCUUGAGCUGAUAUCCGUACUCAGCCAGCACCCCAGUUUUAUAAACGUUUUGAAAGCGUCUUGUAUCUCGUGCGUCAAGGAUACCUCGAAGGGAGUAAAAAUGCGUGAAUGCAUCUCGGUUCACAUAGGACAAGCCGGGGUUCAGAUCGGAAAUGCGUGUUGGGAAUUGUACUGCCUUGAACAUGGGAUCCAACCCGAUGGUCAGAUGCCGUCGGACAAAACCGCCGGGGUUGGAGACGACUCUUUCAACACGUUCUUCAGUGAAACGGGGGCUGGAAAACACGUCCCGAGAGCUGUCUUUGUUGAUUUGGAACCUACCGUUGUUGAUGAAGUCCGUACGGGAACCUAUCGACAACUUUUCCACCCAGAACAACUCAUUACUGGGAAAGAAGACGCAGCCAACAACUAUGCCCGUGGUCACUACACCAUAGGCAAAGAAAUCGUUGACGUCGUUCUUGACCGCGUUCGAAAGUUGGCUGAUCAAUGCACUGGACUUCAAGGUUUCCUAAUUUUCCACUCCUUUGGAGGUGGUACCGGCUCUGGGUUCACCUCGCUCUUAAUGGAACGACUCUCUGUUGACUAUGGGAAGAAGUCAAAACUCGAGUUUUCCGUUUAUCCAGCCCCUCAGGUGUCCACUGCGGUGGUGGAGCCGUACAACUCCAUCCUUACUACUCACACAACUCUGGAACACUCUGACUGUUCCUUCAUGGUUGAUAACGAAGCAAUUUAUGACAUUUGUCGCCGCAAUCUCGACAUUGAGCGUCCCACUUACACCAACUUGAAUCGGCUCAUUGGGCAGAUUGUGUCAUCCAUUACCGCAUCACUGCGCUUCGACGGAGCUCUGAAUGUUGACUUAACUGAGUUUCAGACCAACUUGGUCCCCUAUCCUCGGAUCCACUUCCCCCUGGCAACUUAUGCCCCUGUAAUAAGUGCCGAGAAAGCGUAUCACGAGCAACUUACCGUAUCCGAAAUUACAAACUCCUGCUUCGAACCAGCCAACCAAAUGGUGAAAUGCGACCCCCGUCACGGAAAAUACAUGGCUUGUUGCAUGUUGUACAGGGGAGACGUCGUCCCGAAAGAUGUCAACGCUGCCAUUGCAUCAAUCAAGACCAAAAGGUCGAUUCAGUUUGUUGAUUGGUGUCCUACUGGUUUCAAGGUUGGAAUCAACUACCAGCCCCCCACCGUCGUGCCAGGCGGUGACUUGGCCAAAGUUCAACGUGCUGUUUGCAUGUUGUCCAACACGACGGCAAUCGCUGAAGCAUGGGCUCGACUUGACCACAAGUUUGACUUGAUGUACGCCAAGCGCGCUUUUGUCCACUGGUAUGUUGGAGAGGGGAUGGAGGAAGGUGAGUUCAGCGAGGCUCGAGAGGAUUUGGCCGCCCUGGAGAAGGACUACGAAGAAGUUGGCGUUGAUUCGAGGGACGAAGCCCAAGGUGGGGAUGAGUACUAAUCCUAGAGCAGGAAAUAAAUAUUUGUAAGAGUUCUGCAAGUGAUCUUCAUUUUUGACCAAUUUUCAUUAUUUAUUCUAUGUCGAGUUGACAUAUUUAUAUUAUCGAUUCCAAAAUAUUCAAAGCUCAGCAGUUCCAUCAUUGCUAUUUUAUUAAUUGUGUGGGGGGUAUUUACAGUAAAUAUUGAAUUAUACUAAUUGACUCGGCUUUGUGUACCUUGCUUAAAAUAAAAUGCGACAAUUCAUGUAAAAAUUA